Molecule: messenger RNA, 3718 nt
Organism: Phalacrocorax carbo (great cormorant)
Lineage: Eukaryota; Metazoa; Chordata; Aves; Suliformes; Phalacrocoracidae
Source: RefSeq, a predicted model, not a curated record
AUGAAGUCUCUCCGAUUCAUUAGCGCUGAAGCAUUUGUGUCAAAUGCAGAGUUUGCCAGGAAGAGUCUCGGCAGUGUUGCCCAUAAUCUUUUUCCUCUUCUUUUUAAAGCCAGCUAUUUACUGGAGCAAGGGGAAGUGAUUCAUGACUUGGUAGAGAACUGGCCACUUGUUGACUUUAACAUGGGAAAACUUUUGGGAGCUACUGUGGACUACCAGGAAGACCUGAGCCAUAGAACAUGCUCAGUGUGCUUGGAAAGCUGUCUGACGGGGCUGAGAGACUAUGUGCUGAACCAUCCUUCUCCUUAUGCAAAAAGGUUGAAAGUGGUCGACCUGACGGGUAUAAAAGAUGUUGAAGUUCAGUUUUGUGAGUGUAAGAAGACAAUGGGCAGGUGGGCCAGGACACAGCGGCUCUCUAAGCUUUGUUUAGAACUGCUGGUUUACCUGCAACAAACACAGUGCAAUCCAGGUACCUUUGAAAUCAGUAUUGAUGUGUUAAUUGACUUGUUUGUUACAGAACGGAACUAUGAGCUGGUGGUGCAGGCCCUGUUGAAGAAAUGCUAUUGUCCACUGAAGAUCUGCUGUGUGGCAUUCCGAUCUGACAACCUGGCUUUGCAGAAAUUCUUCUACAUCAUAAAGCUCACUGAUCCCUCUCUGUUGCGCAAACUGGAAAUAGUUCACAAUGUUCGCUUGGAAAUGGAACAUUUGGAAAUACUCUUCAACAGUGUCCACUUCCCUCUAUUGAUGUCCUUAACCUUGCCAGCACGAACAUUUAAUGUACGGAGGUUCACUGCUACAGAUGAACAAAUGCUUAUUAACAUUGGAGAAAAGAUGGGUGAAAUGACGCAGCUGACCGAGCUGAAUAUGCCAUUUUCUGUACUCACAGGAAGAAUACGGAAACUGCUCAGCCCACUAAAAACUCCACUGAAGAUGCUGGAUGUUUCUAACUGCUCAUUGAACCAUGCUGAUAUGGCCUAUUUAGCCAAUAGCUUCCAUGCUAAUCACUUAGAAGCCCUGGACCUGAGUGGUCACAAUAUACCUGAUCUUUACCCAGCAGUAUUCUUUAAGCUUCUCAGCCAUUCCUCUUCAGUGCUCAGGAGUCUUACCUUGGAGGACUGUAACAUCCAAGACACUCAUGUCAACAUGUUGAUUUUAGGUUUAAGCCCUUGUCAGAAACUACAGGAGUUUAAGUUUCUUGGAAACCCACUGUCAUCCCAAGCACUUAAACACCUUUUCACAUUUCUUUGUGAGCUGCCAAUGCUGAAAAAUGUGGAGUUCCCAGUUCCAAGGGACUGCUACCCUGUUGGCAUCACCUACCCAAUUGAUGAUGCCAAUCUCUGCAGAUUUGAUCAGCAAAAAUAUGAACGUGUAACAGCAGAUCUUAACCUCAUUUUACUCCAAGCAAAUAGGGAGGAUGUGAAGGCUUCAACUCCACUCUUUGGAAGUUAUGAUGCAGCUGUUCAAGAGACGAACAAUGAACUGGGAGCUUACUUGAUCAAGUCCUUCAAAGAGACUCUAGAAAAGUUCACUACUUCUCUUAAAAUGACUUAAAGGUGUAGCAUAGUGGUGAUGAGAUGCCCCAUCAAAAAGACAUUAAUUUAGUCUUUUCUAGAACUGCACCUUCAUUGAUCAAUCUUGAGUUUUCUUUAUUUUUUCAGCUUAAUUUAAUUCUAUUUGAAUAGCCGCUGAUCAUCUGAGGUAUUUUAACUAUGGUAUAUCUAAUGCAUGCACCUUACAUAAGCACUACCUGCUCGCUAAAGAGGGGAGGACCCUUAAUAGCUUAUUUUACACAAAAGCACUUUGUUUCUCAGUAAAAAAACAGGUGUCUAAGCUUUGCUGAUUUCUUACAGAGUUUCCUUACAGAGAGGUUUGUAGCCCUAUAGAAAAGACAGGAAUGCCCUUUCCUAAGUCCAGCAAGGAUGUCCCAAGUAUUGUGAGCCUAUCCUCACCUAUGGCUCCCUAAACCAAUUUUUGUUUUUGCCCUUGGCCUUCCAAAUUCACCAGUCUCUGUUUUAUCCAGUACUUUCCCAAUAGUGGGGGAUUAAUAAGAGCUUCCAUGUCCCUGUGCCUCUCUUUCUUCUGCAGAGGCAAGCAUGAUAAACCUCCUUUUGCACGGGGAAUUAAAAAGUUUGUCUAAUAUAUUGUGCUGGUGCUGGAGUAAAGUUCCAUACUGAGGAGGCAGCAAACCAAGUAGUUGGCUGACAGCAGGAGAUUUCCCCCACUUCCCCAACAACAUAAAGCAGCCUAUGAGGAUUCUGCGGAAGCUCUUGCAAAAUGUAUUUUACAAAGGCGUACCAGGACAGUGCUGCACAGCCAUGCUUGCAAUGUCCGCAGGUAAGUGCCUCAGGCUGGGCCCUUUGUUGAAUCAGCUUCUUGUCCGGUAGAAUGUACCCUGUUUUAAAGAAAGUCUAGGACAGUGGUAAUAGUGUAAAAAAGACUAGUGUCAAAAAACAUAGGUAGAAAAAUGAAUCCCAUGCCAGUUUCAAAAAUGUGGAAAAGGGACAAGGCAGGUUGCUGAAUAACUAGAAGUUCAUCUGCGUAAAAUACUGACCUCUUCUGCCAGGACUGUGUGUUGUUUCGCCAGAGAAUCACAAUCAGUCCCUGGAAGAAUCACAUUUAUUUGGCAAGCUCCAUUGCCAGAAAUGUAUUUGAGUGACAGAGCAAACAGAAUCUCAGACCUCCCCACACACACACUGUAUUGGAACACGGGUAAAGGGGCCAACAGUGUGUCAAGAUGCAGCGGUAGGGCCACGAAACAAAUCUGGGAAAAGCACUGUAAUGGGGGAGGGAUCCCUGGAUGGUAGGCAAGUCACAGUCUACUCAGCUUCUCACUUGUAAUACUGCAGAGAGACCAAAGAGAAAGUUAUGUAAAUCUUACCUAUUGUCAGUCAAUUUGAGGCCUCUACUGACAGCCUCUGUCAACUCUACCAGAGCCCAAAAUGCACUGACGUAGAACUAGAGACUUGGUUAGCUUCUAGGUGAUCUGAAAGGAUAAAAAAAAAAAAAAGAAUGCUCAGGUUAAUGUCCAGCACUCUGCCAUUAAAUAUACUUCAACAAUUCAUGAAAACUUGAUUAAACAGCACUGAAAGUGAAUGUUGUAGCAAGAGUUGAGGGAUUAUUGUUGUAUUAAAAAUUGUUAUUGAGAUAACAAAGACAGCUUAUUUGAAAUAAUACUGGAUCUUUUCAUCUGAGGGUAAGGAAGAAAAUUUUUUCAUUUAGGCAGUACUAGUCUGUGAAGCUUUCUGUUUAUCCACAAUAAGAAUAUGCAAGCAGCUACUAACCUAGUUUACAGAAAACAAACAAACACACACCAAACUAAAAAACCCACACACCCAAAAACAAACAAACAACAACAAAAAAUUAAUGGACUGAGUACUAUGCAGAACUUACAGGUUCCACAGCAUGCAUUUAAAUGAUUUUUUUAUGUCGUCAGCUUAUGUUCUUUCUUCUAAUAUAUUUUAUUAAUUAAACACAUGAUGGUAAAAUUGAAUGUGAAUGGAUGUGACUUGCUUAUGUUUACAGAGCCAAAAAAAAAAAAAAAUAGAAGUUAUCUAAGUUGCCAAGCCAAACAGCUGUGAUUUAGAAAAUGCCAGAAUUGGGUUCCAUGCUUAUAUUUGGACAGAGUUGCCCCUUGUCCUCACCUCUGCUCUUUACCUUUCCCUCCUUCUGAACUUGCCAUUCCUUCCAUCCUAGAUUUGACCCAUGACUUCUCAGCCAGAUA